AUGACCUCGCGUCUUGUGCUGGUCAUUGGAGACCUCUUUAUCCCUGACAGGGCUCCAGACAUUCCUGCACGAUUCAAAAAACUCCUUACCCCAGGAAAGAUCGGCCAGAUUCUAUGUUUAGGCAACCUCACAGAUCGCGAUACCUUCGAAUUCUUCCGCCAAAUCGCGCCAGACCUACAACUCGUUAAAGGCGACUUCGAUGUCGACUCUCCGAACCUCCCCUUAUCCAAAGUCGUGACGCAUGGCAGCCUCCGUAUCGGAUUUACUCAUGGCCAUACCAUAAUCCCGCCCGGCGAUGCCGAUGCCUUGCUCAUUGCGGCCCGGCAGAUGGAUGUCGACGUUCUUCUCUGGGGAGGCACACAUCGUUUUGAGGCGUUUGAGUUGGAAGGACGUUUCUUUAUCAACCCGGGCAGUGCAACUGGUGCCUUUAGUACGGGCUAUUUCCCGGAUGGACAGGAGCCGGUUCCGAGUUUUUGCUUGAUGGAUGUCCAAGGAGAUGUAUUAGUUCUCUACGUUUACCAGCUCAAGACUGACGCCAACGGGGCCGAAACGGUUGCUGUCGAGAAGGUGUCUUUCCGCAAGCAAGGUGCUCCCGCAUCUUGA
Messenger RNA from Talaromyces marneffei, 603 nucleotides. RefSeq lists its product as uncharacterized. Gene Ontology annotation, cellular component: endosome; retromer complex. The transcript is spliced from 4 exons. Gene Ontology annotation, biological process: retrograde transport, endosome to Golgi; intracellular protein transport. The record is from RefSeq and is a predicted model, not a curated record. NCBI's taxonomy places the organism in Eukaryota, Fungi, Ascomycota, Eurotiomycetes, Eurotiales, Trichocomaceae. Bases 1 to 603 code for a protein of 200 amino acids.